GCGUGUGCGUGUGUGUGCGUGUGCGGCUACACACGCGGGGCCUUGUGAUCAUGCUCUCCGAGCCCUUCUAGCGCCUUGAGCCCUUCGUCGCAGACUGAUGUCGGCCGCGCGUCGCGUGUGAAGUCCUCCCGAAGCCCUGCACCUUCUCUGCCCGGCCAUGGCGGCGGGGAGCGGCGUCGCGCAGAAGACGUGGGAGCUGGCCAACAGCAUGCAGGAGGUGCAGAGCAUCGACGAAAUUUACAAAUACGACAAGAAGCAGCAGCAGGAGAUCCUCGCCGCCAAGCCGUGGACGAAGGACCACCACUAUUUCAAGUACUGCAAGAUCUCAGCUCUGGCGCUGCUGAAGAUGGUGAUGCACGCCAGAUCGGGGGGCAACUUGGAGGUGAUGGGUCUCAUGCUGGGGAAGGUGGACGGGGAAACCAUGAUCAUUAUGGACAGUUUCGCCUUGCCCGUGGAGGGCACGGAGACCCGAGUCAACGCCCAGGCCGCAGCGUACGAAUACAUGGCUGCCUACAUAGAAAACGCUAAACAGGUCGGCCGGCUGGAGAACGCCAUCGGCUGGUACCACAGUCACCCGGGCUACGGAUGCUGGCUCUCCGGCAUAGAUGUCAGCACUCAGAUGCUCAACCAACAAUUUCAGGAGCCUUUUGUGGCCGUGGUGAUCGACCCCACUCGAACGAUAUCCGCGGGGAAAGUCAACCUCGGCGCCUUCCGGACCUAUCCGAAGGGUUACAAACCCCCAGACGAAGGACCCUCGGAAUAUCAGACGAUCCCCUUGAACAAGAUCGAAGACUUCGGUGUACACUGUAAACAGUAUUAUGCCUUGGAGGUUACCUACUUCAAGUCGUCCCUCGAUAGAAAGCUACUGGAGCUCCUUUGGAAUAAGUAUUGGGUCAACACACUAAGCUCCUCAAGUCUUCUCACGAACUCUGACUACACUACGGGCCAGGUCUUCGACCUGUCCGAGAAGCUGGAGCAGUCGGAGGCCCAGCUGGGUAGAGGCAGCUUCAUGCUCGGCCUGGACACACAUGAUAGGAAGUCUGAGGACAAGCUGGCCAAAGCGACACGAGACAGCUGCAAAACAACCAUAGAGGCAAUUCAUGGUCUGAUGUCUCAAGUCAUCAAGGACAAACUCUUCAAUCAAGUCAAUAUAUCUUCCACCUAAACCUGAUCUCGCAGCCUUUUUGGGUUCCCUUUUGCAAUGGUGUUUUUUUUUCUUUUCUCCCUUAUGUACUGUUGCCAUUCUGCAAUACGUCCAGGGGUGCGUUUGUUCAUUUUUUUCUGCUUCUGUCGAGCGUAUUGGGAUCGUGAACAUAAUAAAUAUGAGAAAAAGCUGAUUUUUAAAAAAAAUAAUAAUGUUAUUAACACAAUGGUGUAAUGAUGCACUGGUUGAUAAUGUCAUAUAAAAACUCAUUAUUGGAUGACGG
Messenger RNA from Lampris incognitus (smalleye Pacific opah), 1427 nucleotides. RefSeq names its product COP9 signalosome subunit 5 (gene cops5). The transcript is spliced from 8 exons. The record is from RefSeq and is a predicted model, not a curated record. Gene Ontology annotation, biological process: protein deneddylation. Gene Ontology annotation, cellular component: COP9 signalosome; cytoplasm. Gene Ontology annotation, molecular function: protein binding; deNEDDylase activity; metallopeptidase activity. Bases 158 to 1165 code for a protein of 335 amino acids. Lineage: Eukaryota; Metazoa; Chordata; Actinopteri; Lampriformes; Lampridae.